This is a messenger RNA of Peniophora sp. CBMAI 1063, 1281 nucleotides long. NCBI's taxonomy places the organism in Eukaryota, Fungi, Basidiomycota, Agaricomycetes, Russulales, Peniophoraceae. The record is from the annotation of a GenBank genome assembly.
AUGGUCGACACCAAUGUAGUGUUCUCCGCGGUAUCUUUCAUAACUUUCGUGUUAUGCAUGGUACCAUUAUACUGGCAUGCGCAGUCAAGAAACAUCGGAACCUGCAUGUUCAUCCUAUGGUCGGGCUUUGGAACGCUGGUCUGGGGUAUCAACUCGAUCAUCUGGCACAACAAUGUGGAGAACUGGGCACCCGUCUGGUGCGAUAUAGCGACCAAGUUCAUCGUUGGGACAUCGGUUGGUAUCCCUUACUCCGCCAUGGCAAUCAACCGCCGCCUAUACAAUAUCUCCUCGAUCCGGGCGGUCCUGAUCACCCGCUCAGAGAGGCGCCGGGAGGCGGCUAUCGACUUCAGUCUCUGUCUCGGGCUGCCUGUCUUGGUUAUGAUCCUCCACUAUACGGUGCAAGGCCACCGCUUUGACAUCUACGAGGACGUUGGUUGUGAGCCUGUGACUUACAACACUCCUGCGGCAUUCGUUCUUGUGUACAUGUGGCCUCUCCUCUCAAGUGUUUUGGGAGCAUUCUACUGCGUCAUGACGAUCUGGAACUUCCAGAAGCGUGGUCGCCAGCUUCGCGAGGUCUUAUCGACGCAUUCGAACCUCAAUACAUCGCGCUACAUCCGCCUUAUGGCGCUCGCGUCUAUCAAUCUCUUCGCGAACUUGCCUCUGACUAUCUACAUCAUCUGGCGCAACGCGACACAGUAUACGAUGCACCCGUACAUCUCCUGGUAUAAUGUCCACGUUGGCUUCAGCAAGGUCAACCAAUACCCACGAAUUCUCUGGGGUGGCAACCCGGAACUGGUUUCCGGCUUCGAGAUGCAACGCUGGUUGUCGGUAUCCUGCUCCAUUGUUUUUGUGCUCUUCUUCGGCUUUGCCGAUGAGGCACGCAAACACUACUCGAAGGCGUAUACAUCAGUCGCCAGUCGUCUCGGACUCACCGUCGUCACAGAGAGCUCUUUUGCCGACUCACGAUUCGAGUCCAAGGGCGCCGCUAUUCAUGUUUCGACGAGCGGGCCAGCGAUCAGGCGUUACUCGUUCAUGUCCGGUCUAUCCAGCGAUGGGUCACUGGGCGAAUACAAUGCAUCUUCGUCAAUCAGGGAGGAUUCCGAGAAAGCAGACCCUCGUGGGGAAGGUGAUUCAAUCGAAUCCUCGCCAUUAGACGCCAUGCCUUCGUCAUCGAGCGCUCAGCUCCCGCAUCUCCCUCAACAGCCCGAAAAUGCCCAUAUUCGUCCGCAAUAUGACGUCUCUUCCGGUGAUGACCAUACCUCUGGCGCGCAUGCCGUAUAG